AUGCCUUGUAAAAGUGAUCGCAAGUGGGCAUUUUUGUUGCGGAAUGUUAAUGGCCCCAAACCUCUGGAAACGCUGGCAGGUUGCCAUGAGGCAGGUGGCUUGGAGAACGCGGUCAGCCCAGCGGUUAGCUCGUCUGGGGUCGUCAUCCCUCCCAAGAACCUGACAUUCCAAACGAAAAACAAGGUACUUAUGAGCCGCCCACAGCGAACCCGGAAGGCGGUGAACUAUGCAGAGGUCAUAUCGCUGGAUGGCGACGAGAGGGAACAUCCUCAUCCAUCACGACGAAAACAAGACUCGACAUCGACCAAUGCUACAAAGAAGCAAAAAACUUCUGCUAUCCCUGAAGAGCGCUCCAGUUCAUCAGAACAAUGUCGGACAGAAAAUAAACGCCUUAGUGUAAAGGAGCGUAAGGAACAAGCAGACCUUCAAAAGGCUAUUCAGCUGUCCAUGAAAGACGAACGUUGCGGCAGUGAUAAUGUGCAAGUUGUACUGCCUACAUCUCGUUCACAACCGCGACGGCAAUCACCGAAACCAUUAUCUGAUCACGCCAACAAGUUGAUGACCGCGGGGUCUCAACGGGAGGAACAUCAUAGUGUUAAGCAAAUUGAAUCGACUAUCAAUGGGGAAGACAGUACCUUGCGCCAGAACAUGUUUGGAUCAGAUGAUUAUGCCGAAGCCGAUCUUCAAAACCAUGGAACUGAUGAAGACGGGGCUGAGCCUCCCAGUCUCACUGGCACGCGAGAUAGCAAGUCUGCAUCCAAAAGAAAAUCAUCUUCAAAUAGGACACCUUCAAGCAACCUUAAUACAUAUCCGCAGAGUCAGAAACAGCUACAAUCUGAGAAGCGUACGAAACGGCCGAUAUCCACAGAUCAGCACGAUGCGACUGGAAUGAAGGCCGUAUCAACUGAUAAGGAGCAAUCUCCCUCCGAGAAUUCAAGAUUGGCUACAAGUGCAAUAACGUCCCCUGUACCACCUCCACAUAAUGCGUCAAGAACGGCGGAAAGCCCAAUUCCCUGCAUUAAUGCCUUGCCACUGCGAUUGGGUCUAUCGAAGCGGGCCCGCGUCAAGCCGCUUCACAAGUAUUUGAACAAAUGA
Spizellomyces punctatus DAOM BR117 is the source of this 1095-nucleotide messenger RNA. RefSeq lists its product as uncharacterized. The transcript has 4 exons. The record is from RefSeq and is a predicted model, not a curated record. The coding region runs from base 1 to 1095 and encodes 364 amino acids. Lineage: Eukaryota; Fungi; Chytridiomycota; Chytridiomycetes; Spizellomycetales; Spizellomycetaceae.